ACCCGUGUGGCCGUGUCCGAGCUACCCACGCCCCCAACGCCAAGAACGUCGACGGGCACGACGGCAUGGCGGCGGCGGACCCGGACACCGAAGUGCAGGCGGAGUUCCCACCCCUCGUCCGCCAGUACAAAAGCGGCCGCGUCGAGCGGUUCUUCAACCUGGCCCCGCUCCCGGCCGGCACCGACCCGGCCACGGGCGUCGUGUCCAAGGACGUCGUCGUCGACCCGGCCACCGGCCUCUGGGCGCGCCUCUUCCUCCCCGCCGGCAGCCACGGGAAGAAGCUCCCCGUCGUCGUCUACUACCAUGGCGGCGCCUACGUGAUCGGCUCGGCGGCCGACCCGAUGACGCACGGCUACCUCAACGCGCUCGUCGCCAAGGCCGGCGUCCUCGCGGUCGCGCUCGAGUACCGCCUCGCGCCGGAGCACCCGCUCCCGGCCGCCUACGAGGACUCAUGGGAGGGACUCAAGUGGGUGGCCACCCACGCCUCCGCCUCCGCCGCCGCGGGAGGAGGACCGGCCGCCGAGCCGUGGCUAACCGAGCACGGCGACUUCUCCCGCGUGUUCCUGGCCGGGGCCAGCGCGGGGGCCACCAUCGCUCACUUCGUAGCAGUCCGUGCCGGUGAGCAGCACAAGAGCGGCGGCCUCGGGAUGCGGAUCAGGGGGCUGCUGAUAGUGCACCCCUACUUCAGCGGCGCGGCGGACAUCGGCGACGAGGGGACGACGGGGAAGGCGCGCAAGGCGCGGGCCGACGCGUUCUGGCGGUUCCUGUGCCCUGGCACCCCCGGGCUCGACGACCCUCUCUCCAACCCGUUCUCGGAGGCCGCCGGCGGGAGCGCGGCGCGCGUCGCCGCCGAGCGCGUGCUCGUCUGCGUCGCCGAGAAGGACGACCUCAGGGACAGGGGCGUCUGGUACUACGAGAGCCUCAAGGCCAGCGGCUACCCUGGCGAGGUGGAGCUGCUCGAGUCCAUGGGCGAGGGCCACGUCUUCUACUGCAUGAACCCGCGCUGCGACAGGGCGCGGGAGAUGGAGGAGCGCGUCCUCGGCUUCCUGCGCAAGUGAGCGAGCGACGGAGCGCGCGCCUUGCUACGCGAUUGAGAUGGAAUAAUUUCACCGUUUCCAGAUGUGGAGGCGUUUGAGCAUGAGGCCAUGAGGGUCUUAUUUGUUUGCUUAAGAUCAAUUGAUUGAAGUUUCG
Messenger RNA from Zea mays, 1191 nucleotides. RefSeq lists its product as uncharacterized. The coding region runs from base 66 to 1058 and encodes 330 amino acids. NCBI's taxonomy places the organism in Eukaryota, Viridiplantae, Streptophyta, Magnoliopsida, Poales, Poaceae. The transcript has a single exon. Gene Ontology annotation, molecular function: hydrolase activity. The record is from RefSeq and is marked validated.